ACAGCCGGUCCCAUCAGACCCAGUUAGUUCCUCUGACUGGGAGACACAAAGAGACAUGGAUCCAUCAGCGCUGGGCUGGUUGCUGGUCAUCAUCACCAUCAACUCUGCAGACGGAUUCAGAGAAUAUGCAGUGGAUCGUUGUGUCUUUAACUCCACUGAGCUGAAGGACAUCCAGUACAUCAACUCCUACUAUUACAACAAGCUGGAGUACGCCAGGUUUGACAGCAACGUGGGGAAGUUUGUAGGAUACACGAAGUAUGGAGUGAUGAACGCUGACCGGUGGAACAAAGAUACUUCACUGAUCGCUGUGAGGAUGGCUCAGAAGGAGACCUACUGCCAGUACAACAUCGGUAACUGGUACCCAAACAUGCUGACUAAAUCAGUUGAGCCUACAGUCAGACUGUACUCCAGGACGCCCCCUGCUGGCCACCACCCCUCCAUGCUGGUCUGCAGGGUUUAUGAUUUCUACCCUAAAACCAUCAAGGUCCGGUGGCUGAGAGACGGACAGGAAGUGACAUCAGACGUCACCACCACUGACGAGAUGGAGGACGGAGACUGGUACUACCAGGUCCACUCAACGCUGGAGUACACGCCCAGGUCUGGAGAGCGGAUCUCCUGCAGGGUGGAACACGCCAGCCUGAAGGAGCCUCUGGUCACCGACUGGGACCCGUCCAUGCCGGACUCAGAGAGGAACAAACUGGCCAUCGGAGCUUCAGGACUGAUCCUGGGUCUGAUCCUGUCUCUGGCUGGAUUCAUCUACUACAAGAGGAAGGCCAGAGGUCGUAUUCUGGUUCCAACCAGUUGAGCCCAGAUGGAGGUUCUGGUUCCCCCUGCUUCCUGCUGAACUGGACCAUCUGACCCAGAACCAGAACGUCUCAGAGGAGGAUCCAGUUCUCCAUCUGGCCCGGUUCUGUGGGUCGGUUCUGGUUCUGGUGGCCCGGCUGCUUCUCUUCCUCUAAUCAUCUUCAUCAAUAAUCAGAUUUUAUUCUUUGAUGUUUGGACCUGAAAUAAAAUCAAUAAACCAUCA
This is a messenger RNA of Poecilia latipinna (sailfin molly), 1027 nucleotides long. RefSeq names its product H-2 class II histocompatibility antigen, E-S beta chain. The coding region runs from base 56 to 805 and encodes 249 amino acids. Lineage: Eukaryota; Metazoa; Chordata; Actinopteri; Cyprinodontiformes; Poeciliidae. The transcript is spliced from 7 exons. Gene Ontology annotation, cellular component: MHC class II protein complex; membrane. The record is from RefSeq and is a predicted model, not a curated record. Gene Ontology annotation, biological process: antigen processing and presentation; immune response.